GUGUGUGUGUGUGUGUGUGUGUGUGUGUGUGUGUGUGUGUGUGUGUGUGUACGCGGGCGUAUGUGUCACCUCUUCUUUGACUUCCUAUCCAACCACAGGGGCAACCUCGUUUGAGAUUCAUUGAACAGUGGUUUCAGUUCAGCAGCCGUCAGUCCCACACAGAAGAAAGGAGCGAAAAGCAAGACAGAAUCAAAGGACAAGUGCAGCAGAGGAAACACACACAGUGUUCAUGCAUGUUGCAGAGUCGUCAACUGAAGUGACAACAGUUUCUGAACAUUUCUCCACUCUGAAGUGACAAGGCCAGAUAAGCAGGAAUAAUGGCAGGCAGUGCCUUUGAGAAGGAGUUCCUGGAAGCCCAUAACACAUACCGUCAGCGACAUGGAGCUUCUCCUCUGACCUUGAACAAAGAGCUGUCAAGGUCAGCUCAGAAGUGGGCAGAGUAUCUGCUGGCCAGCAAGACGAUGCAGCACAGUCAGGCAGACUACGGGGAGAACCUCUACUACGCUUGGAGCUCUGCACCCAAACAACUCAAAGGGAAAGAGGCAGUUGAUAGCUGGUACAAUGAGAUUAAAGAUUACAGUUUCAGCAGACCUGGAUUUCAGUCCAACACAGGACACUUCACCCAAGUGGUUUGGAAGGGAUCGGAAAAGUUGGGAGUGGGCCUUGCCACUGACGGGAAUACCGUUUUCGUGGUUGGCCAGUACCUUCCAGCUGGGAACAUCAGUAAUCCAGGGUACUUUCAGAAGAACGUCUUGCCGGCAGGCUCCUCUGUGGCAGCGCAUUCUGAUGCAGUUGCUGGAUCUGGAGGGAAUGAUCGGGGUAGUUUACCCUCAAGGCAAUCAGGGAGUGACAACAACUCAAGCAGCCUCACAGGCAGCACCUUUGACAAGGAGACCCUGGAAGCCCAUAACACAUACCGUCAGCGACAUGGAGCCUCUCCUCUGACCUUGAACAAAGAGCUGUCAAGGUCAGCUCAGAAGUGGGCCGAGUAUCUGCUGGCCAGCAAUAAGAUGCAGCACAGUCAGGCAGACUACGGGGAGAACCUGUACUACACUUGGAGCUCUGCACCCAAACAACUCGAAGGGAAAGAGGCAGUGGAUAACUGGUACAAUGAAAUAAAAGAUUACAGUUUCAGCAGACCUGGAUUCCAGUCCAAGACAGGACACUUCACCCAAGUGGUUUGGAAGGGAUCUGAAAAGCUGGGAGUGGGCCUUGCCACUGAUGGAAAGACUUCGUACGUGGUUUGCCAGUACCUUCCAGCUGGGAACAUCAGUAAUCCAGGGUACUUUCAGAAGAACGUCCUGCCAGCAGGCUCCUCUGUGGCAGCGCUUGCUGAUGCAGGUGCUCGAUCUGGAGGGAAUGAUCGGGGUAGUUUGCCCUCAAAUAAAUCAGGGAGUGACCACAACUCAAGCAGCCUCACAGGCAGCAGCUUUGACAAGGAGACCCUGGAAGCCCAUAACACAUACCGUCAGCAACAUGGAGCCGCUCCUCUGACCUUGAACAGAGAGCUGUCAAGGUCAGCUCAGAAGUGGGCCAAGUAUCUGCUGGCCAGCAACAAGAUGCAGCACAGUCAGGCAGACUACGGGGAGAACCUGUACUACGCUUGGAGCUCUGCACCCAAACAACUCAAAGGAAAAGAGGCAGUGGAUAACUGGUACAAUGAGAUUAAAGAUUACAGUUUCAGCAGACCUGGAUUUCAGUCCAACACAGGACACUUCACCCAAGUGGUUUGGAAGGGAUCUGAAAAACUGGGAGUGGGCCUUGCCACUGACGGAAAAACUUCGUACGUGGUUUGCCAGUACCUUCCAGCUGGGAACAUCAGCAAUCCAGGAUACUUUCAGAAGAAUGUCCUACCAGCAGGCUCCUCUGUGGCAGCGCUUGCUGAUGCAGUUGCUGGAUUUGGACUGAAUGAUCGGGAUAGUUUGCCCUCAAAGAAAUCAGAGAGUGACCACAACUCAAGCAGCCUCACAGGCAGCGCCUUUGACAAGGAGACCCUGGAGGCCCAUAACACAUACCGUCAGCGACAUGGAGCCGCUCCUCUGACCUUGAACAGAGAGCUGUCAAGGUCAGCUCAGAAGUGGGCCAAGUAUCUGCUGGCCAGCAACAAGAUGCAGCACAGUCAGGCAGACUACGGGGAGAACCUGUACUACGCUUGGAGCUCUGCACCCAAACAAGUCAAAGGGAAAGAAGCAGUGGAUAGCUGGUACAAUGAGAUUAAAGAUUAUAGUUUCAGCAGACCUGGAUUUCAGUCCAACACAGGACACUUCACCCAAGUGGUUUGGAAGGGAUCUGAAAAGCUGGGAGUGGGCCUUGCCACUGAUGGAAAGACUACUUUUGUGGUUUGCCAGUACCUUCCAGCUGGGAACAUCAGCAAUCCAGGGUACUUUCAGAAGAACGUCCUGCCAGCAGGCUCCUAGUGCUGCUGCCAGUCUGAUUCAGACAGCUACACCAUUUAAAGGAUGUGUAGAGGACAGUUUCUCAUCAACAACACGUGUCUUUGUCUUUGUGUGAGCUUGACCAUGCCUGGGUAGUAUCUAUGAUAUGCCUUUGGGUAGUUUCACAUGAAAAGAGCAACAGAAUUUUGAAAUGAAAUAGAGUGCCAGCGACUGCAGGUUGGUUGUUAACAUGACUCAUUGAUUAUGUGUUGCAGCUGGGUCAGGAGGGAAUGACCUGUCUAAUACUGUGUCAGCCAAUUUGAGCUGUGUGUUUUAAUUCCUUGGAAAUCGUUUUGAUACUUGUAUCUUGAUACUUGGCAGAAUGCCUACAUGUCAAUAAAGAUCUGAUAACUGUGAGUGAUCUAUCACAGUUCCCUUCUACUGCCA
Sardina pilchardus (European sardine) is the source of this 2822-nucleotide messenger RNA. RefSeq names its product GLI pathogenesis-related 2 (gene glipr2). The record is from RefSeq and is a predicted model, not a curated record. The transcript is spliced from 17 exons. Bases 318 to 2417 code for a protein of 699 amino acids. Lineage: Eukaryota; Metazoa; Chordata; Actinopteri; Clupeiformes; Clupeidae. Gene Ontology annotation, cellular component: extracellular region.